Messenger RNA from Emys orbicularis (European pond turtle), 2058 nucleotides. Its product is annotated as WD repeat-containing protein 64-like. NCBI's taxonomy places the organism in Eukaryota, Metazoa, Chordata, Testudines, Emydidae. The transcript is spliced from 20 exons. The record is from RefSeq and is a predicted model, not a curated record. The coding region runs from base 1 to 2058 and encodes 685 amino acids. Gene Ontology annotation, molecular function: protein binding.
AUGGCUCUUAAGGAAGAGUACCAACCAAGGACCAAGCAAAUAUCAUUUCACCAUCUACCUACAGUGUCAGAGUUGCCACACAGAGAACCCCUCCUCCACAUCUCUCCUACAGUGGAUAAUAACAUCAUAGGUGUUGGGCAGGAUGGAUUGGUUUCCAUCUGGACCAGAAACUUAAAAUUGAAGAAAAGUCAGCUUAUACUUGAUGAAAACAAAGUAUUAAACAGAAAACUGAAAUGGAUUUCAGAUUCAACUUUAAUGCCUCAGUACAAUAAGCUGAUUAUUGGAACCUGUGACAGAGAGAUACGUCUAUAUGAACUUUCCAACUUUGAACCAUACUGUCAAAUCAUUGGCCUUGAAACAAUGCCUCUACACCUAGAUUACAGUGUUCGAGAGGAAGAUGAAUGCAUAAUAUUGUAUGGUGAUGAACAGGGCUGUGUUAACAUCAUCUUGAUCUCUUCUGUGGGAGAAACACUGAGGAAUUGGACAAAGUGUCCAGCUGUGGAGGAAAUCCCCAGUGUUUCCAUGGAGAACAUUAAUGACAGUAGAAAUAUCACCUUCAUUCGCUGGAAGGUUCAUAAUGAUUGGGUGACCAAGAUCAAAUACAUUCAUUCUAUAGAAUCCAUUAUAUCCAGUUCAAAUGAUGAUUAUACAGCACUAGUUAUAGGCUGUGUCAAUGGAACUAAAGAUGUGCAGCAUCGUUUGAGGAUUCUGAUGGACUCCAGCAGCAUUCCAACCAAGUGCUCUCUGCCAGGUGGGGCUUCUCCUCCAAGGCGCUUUAACUGCGAUGAAUCCCAAUUCAAAGUGCACAGAGGGGUCAAGGCCUUUGACUUCUGUAAAGAAAGUAAUAUUCUUGUGACUGGCGGUUUGGACCGGAAUAUUCGUCUAUGGAAUCCUUAUGUUCCUGGAUGGGCUAUUGGCUUAUUGCGUGGACAUACUUCCCCAAUUAGCUUCCUGUGUAUAGCUGAUGGCAACACAAAGCUCUUCUCAGUCUCCAUGGACAGCACUGUUAUGGUCUGGGACAUUGAAGACCAGUCAUGCCUCCUCACUGUGAUUCCCAAAGCCAGUCAGAUCAGAGGAGAGAUGGCAGUUUGUUACUUCUCAAAUGAGCUGAGAGCUCUCUACCUUGCCGCAGAUUGCCUUGUUCUCCUACGCUUCCAACAGAAGGAAGACCGGCUAAGUAAAUCUUGUGUGUCCCAUAAUGAACCAAUCCUCUGCUGCCAGUAUAAUAAGCCAUUCCGGCAGGUGGUUAGUUGCUCGGAAGGAUCUGCUAUAAAAGUGUGGGAUUUUCAAAAUGGACAACUGGUUACUGAAGUCUAUGAAGCUCAUGGAGAUGCUGCUGUGACCUGCAUGGCCCUAGACACCAGUGGCAAGAGAUUGAUCACUGGUGGCAGAGAUGGAAGCCUGAAAAAAUGGGAUUGUAGCACCAUUCGUUAUAUCCACACCCUUAAGCAAGGCACUUCAAGUGAUGAAGUCACCGCCUGCACAUAUGCUGAUAUUUACAGCAACAGGUACAUCAUAUCUGUUGGUUGGGACCGGAAGAUCAAUAUUUUCCCUGAUCUUCAUAGUGAAGCAUCUGAAGGGCCAUGCCCACAAGUGGAUUGGAUUGACAGUGUGUCCAAGGACAGGUCUACAAUCAGUGACAUGGCUGUCAGUGAUGAUGACUGCCUCCUGUGUGCAGCUGACCACAUGGGUUACAUCUAUAUUUGGAGCAUCACAAAAUAUGCCCUUCAGGGACCAGAGGAGGAACCACCAGCUUGUACAUUUGGUCAAAAAGAUCCGUGGAACAUCAAGGAUAAAAUGUCCUGGCAGAGCGGGCCUAAUCCAAACAGCCACCCUACUCCAGCUGCACCUGCUAGGCAAGUGUUGGCAAUAAAACCAAGCUGUGCCACAGGAAGGGAAGAUGAGGCAAACAGCGCAGAGCCUGAAAGUCAAGUGGCUUCUCCUUUGAGCCUGAUAAAAGAUGAUGAAAUUGCAGAAGAACUGAAACAAAGGCAGAAAGCAAAGUCCGAACACAGGUACUCACCUUCAUUGAUUUCAGGCAUUUUAAAGGGCUUGUAG